Molecule: messenger RNA, 1843 nt
Organism: Agrilus planipennis (emerald ash borer)
Lineage: Eukaryota; Metazoa; Arthropoda; Insecta; Coleoptera; Buprestidae
Product: cytochrome P450 9e2
Molecular function (GO): iron ion binding; monooxygenase activity; oxidoreductase activity, acting on paired donors, with incorporation or reduction of molecular oxygen
Source: RefSeq, a predicted model, not a curated record
AUGCUUUACAAUAUAAAUCGAUCAAUUUCUUGAAGCGGAAAUGUUACGUACUUUACGGAAAAGUAAGACCUGUGCUGAUGCAUUUAGAUAACAUUAUUAUGAUUUUUUUUGACUAUUCUCGAUUAAUGAGAGUGACGGUUGAACGACUGCCGAUUAAAAUCGAGAUUCCACUGUAGGUAUCUAUUUCAUUUCAAGGCCGAAAGUUGUUUACGUUAAUUAUCUUUUCAUCAUUGCGCUCAUUGCAUCAAACUAAUAUAAUUUAGUUUUCAUUUGAGGUGUGCAUCGCUUAUAGCAACAGUAGCUCCGCAAUGUUGUUUUUAUUAAUUUUUGCGGUGUUAGUGGUACUGUACUAUCUGUAUAUCAAACCGUUCUGGUAUUGGGAAAGCAGAAAUGUACCCUAUCAAAAUCCCGUUCCGCUAUUCGGGAAUAUGUUUAAACCUAUAUUUAAAAAGGAACAACUGAUAUCAAUCGUUCAAAAUAUUUAUACAAAGUGCCCUGAUUCACCAUACUUUGGCUUUAUAAAUUUUAUAACUCCAAUUUUAAUUAUAAAAGAUCCAGAACUGAUUAAAAAGAUCACAGUUAAAGAUUUCGAUGUGUUUUCACGUCACCGAGCUUUUGCUAGUGAAGAUAUGGAUCCACUAUGGAGCAAAAAUUUAUUCGCUAUUCAAGAUUUUCAUAAAUGGCGUCAUCUCCGUGCAACAUUGUCCCCAGCAUUUACAGCCAGUAAACUAAGGAUGAUGUUCGACUUGAUGCAAGAAUGUGCGAAAAAUUUUGUGAAUUACUAUCUCCAAAAAACUGAGGACGUUAUUGAGCUAGAUGUUAAAGACGCUUGUCGGCGUUUUGCAACUGAUGUAAUCGCAACAACUGCCUUCGGGGUAACUUGCGAUUCGUUGAAAAACCAAGAUAACAAAUUUUAUUUAAUGGGCAAGGAUGUGACUAAUUUUGAAGGCAUUAGGGCCUUAAAAAUUUUUGUGUACAAUAGCUGUCCAAAGUUGAUAGAGUUACUACGUUUAAGCAUAUUCGGUCCACAAGUUACAAAUUUCUUUACAAAAGUAGUAUCAGACACUGUCCGAUUGCGUGAAGAGCAGAAUAUCAUUAGACCUGACAUGAUACAUCUUCUCAUGGAAGCAAGAAAAGGCAAGCUCAAGAAAGACAAAUCGAACGAUUUGGAAGUAGACAGUUUUGCAGCAGUAAAUGAAUCAGAAAUUGUGCAAAAGGAGGUCGGAGGUUCGACGCAAAUUACUGACGAAGAGAUGACCGCACAAGCUCUGAUAUUCUUUUUUGGAGGUUUUGAUACGUCUUCUUCGUUGAUGAGCUUUACUUUUGCGGAACUUGCAGUAAAUCCUGACAUUCAAAAGAAAUUAUAUGACGAAAUAAACGAAGUGUCGGAAAGAACAGGAGGGAAAAUAACGUAUGAUGACAUUCACCGGAUGAAAUAUCUGGACAUGGUUACAUCAGAAUCAUUGAGAAAGUGGACUCAGGGAGUUUUUUUGGACCGCGAGGCUGUAAAACCGUAUACCAUUCCCAGGGAUAAUGGGCAGCCACCUUUAAAAAUAGAAAAAGGGGAUCUUGUAUGGAUUCCUGCGUAUUCUAUACACAGAGAUCCCAAAUAUUUUCCAGAGCCGGAAAAAUUCGAUCCAGAAAGAUUUAGCUAUGAACGAAAAAACGAAAUAAAACCAUUCACUUAUCUACCAUUUGGAGCAGGUCCCAGAAAUUGCAUUGGUUCUAGGUUCGCUCUUCUCGAAUCAAAAAUUGCGAUAUUCAACAUCAUACUUAAUUUUGAAGUUGUUCCAACAGGGAAAGUAACGAUUCCCUUAAAGUUGGACAGUCACAAAAUCAGCCC